CUCUCUCCUUCCUCUGGACAUUCACUGCUCACCCGCGAGGAGAUGGAAAAGGGAAAUCACUCAACGGUGACUGAGUUCAUUCUCUCAGGACUGACAGAUCGUCCGGAGCUUCAGGUCCCUCUCUUUGUGCUGUUCCUAGUGAUCUACAUUGUCACCCUGGUAGGGAAUCUGGGGAUGAUCGUGUUAAUCCAGAUUGACCCCCGUCUCCACACCCCCAUGUACUUUUUCCUCGGUAAUUUGUCUUUCUGUGAUCUCUGCUAUUCCUCUAUAAUUUCCCCUAAGAUGCUGCUGAACUUCUUAGCCGAGAGUAAAAGGAUUUCGUACACUGCCUGUGCUGUGCAAAUGUAUCUCUUUGGUACUUUUGGUCACGUUGAUUGCCUCCUGCUGGCUGUGAUGGCGUAUGACCGUUAUGUGGCCAUCUGUAACCCACUGCUCUAUACGGUCACCAUGUCCAGGUGGCUCUGUCAUCAGCUGGUGGCUGGGGUGUACGCUGUGGGCUUGCUGGACACAAUGGUACACACCAUUUUUACUUUUCGUUUAUCAUUCUGCAGCUCCAAUGUCAUCAAUCAUUUCUUCUGUGAUUUUCCGCCGGUAUUGUCGCUCUCCUGCUCCGACACACGCGUCAACGAGAUUGUGAUGUUUGCCUUGAUUGGCUGCGUGGUCGUGAGCAGCCUUGUGAUCAUUCUCCUCUCCUACACCUAUAUCAUCAUCACCAUCCUGCGGAUCCGCUCCGCCGAGGGCAGGCGCAAAGCCUUUUCCACUUGCACCUCCCACCUGACGGCCGUGGCCAUGUUCCAUGGCUCCCUCCUCUUCAUGUAUUUCCGACCCUCCGCCAGUUACUCCCUGGAUACUGACAAAAUGGCCUCUGUGUUCUACACAGUCGUGAUCCCCAUGCUGAACCCCCUGAUCUACAGCCUGAGGAACAAGGAGGUGAAAGACGCCCAGUGGAAAGUGAUGCACAAAUUGCUAACCUUCUCUUGA
Molecule: messenger RNA, 981 nt
Organism: Malaclemys terrapin pileata
Lineage: Eukaryota; Metazoa; Chordata; Testudines; Emydidae
Product: olfactory receptor 1009-like
Exons: 2
Coding region: 43-981 (312 amino acids)
Biological process (GO): sensory perception of smell; G protein-coupled receptor signaling pathway
Cellular component (GO): membrane
Molecular function (GO): odorant binding; G protein-coupled receptor activity; olfactory receptor activity
Source: RefSeq, a predicted model, not a curated record